AUGGUUACUGGGAAUCUUCCCGGGGAGAGCAAUGCGGCCAUGGUGCGGGUGCCGGCCAUUGUCUUCUUCGCCGUUACGCCCAUCUUUGUCGCCAUUCGCAUUUGGGUCCGAGUGAGGAGAGAGUUUAUCUUGGGAUGGGAUGACUGGACCCUCAUGGCGUCUUAUGUCUGCUGCCUUGCUGUUUCGAUCCUCAUGAUGUACUCGUGCGACUAUGGGUUUGGGCAGCACAUCAUGAACCUUUCAACUGAGAACAGGUUGAUGACGCUCAAGCUCUUCUAUGUCGCCCAGAUCUUCUACAAGAUAACAAUUAACCUCACGAAAGCUUCGAUUAUUCUCCUCUACCUGCGCAUUCUCGUCCAACAAUACUUCCGUAUAACCGCCUACGUGCUCCUGGCCAUCAUCCUGGCUUAUAUGGUGGCCACAUCAGCCUCGUCUAUCUGGCAAUGCAGUCCGAUCCAACGUGCGUGGGAUAAGAGCCUGCCCGGCACUUGCAUCAGUCUCACCAUGAACUGGUAUGCCAACGCCGGCUUCUCCAUCGCGACCGACGUGCUCAUCAUCCUGCUCCCGCAACACCUCCUCUGGCAGUCAAGUCUGCCCACCAACCAGAAGGUAGCUCUCAUGGUUGUGUUCGCCCUUGGUCUCUUCGUUACCGUCACCAGCGUGCUGCGCAUGACGACGCUGAAGACUUCCACGACCAGCCCGGACGUCACCUAUGACAUCGCUUCCACGCUCUGGACCAUCAUCGAAGACAACCUGGCCAUCGUCUGUGCCUGCCUGCCCAUGUGCCGCCUGCCCUUAGCCUACCUCUUCCCCUCCCUCUUCGGCACAAAGCAUGUCUCCGCGUGCACAGGGUAUAGCUACGACUCAGAGCAGCAGGCGACAGGUGGACGACGAAAAACAAACAACCGCAGAAUUAACAGUACGAAACACUUCAUCUACGCGGGCGCGAGCCACAACAACUGGUCUCCGUACGAAGGACCCGAUGAUAAAAGGGCGGUCUGGCUGAUGAGCAAGCACGCGGGCAUGCGGUCAACGCCGAUUGGCGAUGAUGAGAGGAGUGAAGACUACAUCCUGAUGCCCGAGACGGAGAUGGCGCGUACAAGUACAAAUGAGGAACUUGUGCGUGGUGGACUUGCGGUUAGGAAGACGAUGACAGUUCAUCAAACAACGCAUGCUGCCCAUGAUACUGGGCUGGACGAAUGA
Pseudomassariella vexata is the source of this 1203-nucleotide messenger RNA. RefSeq lists its product as uncharacterized. Lineage: Eukaryota; Fungi; Ascomycota; Sordariomycetes; Amphisphaeriales; Pseudomassariaceae. The record is from RefSeq and is a predicted model, not a curated record. Bases 1 to 1203 code for a protein of 400 amino acids. The transcript has 4 exons.